Xenopus laevis (African clawed frog) is the source of this 4810-nucleotide messenger RNA. RefSeq names its product androglobin (gene adgb.L). Bases 97 to 4737 code for a protein of 1546 amino acids. The record is from RefSeq and is a predicted model, not a curated record. Lineage: Eukaryota; Metazoa; Chordata; Amphibia; Anura; Pipidae. The transcript is spliced from 35 exons. Gene Ontology annotation, biological process: proteolysis. Gene Ontology annotation, molecular function: oxygen binding; heme binding; calcium-dependent cysteine-type endopeptidase activity.
CCAUUCCUCGUCUCUUAGCAACCGAUAGACGCGCCGCUGGCCUGCCAGCACGGACACUGUACCUAGAAACUGCUCAGGAACUCACACACCGCCGCCAUGUCCUCCAAACUAAGCAAAAAGAGGGAAUCAGGCCACCGACUGUCAUCGGCACUGGGACAAACCCCACGAGACAUAGCAUCACUGUUUGCCAGUUCCUUGACAUCAUCGAUUGAAGUUAAAAAAGGAAAGGUCACAAUAUGGCCUGAAUGGAAUGAUUCAGAUAUAAACUCAGAGAAAUGGGACUCAGGAAAAGGCACCAAAGAGAAAGAGAAAACAGGAAAAAUUCCAGCCCUUCAGCACUUUUUUGAUGAUCCAGAAGGGAAAAUUGAACUACCAGCCAAUCUGAAGAUACAUUCAUGGAAGCGUCCACAUGAAUUCAUAGCAAGCAUGCCUCCUGUAGUUGUGAAAGAUGAAACUUCAUUUGACUUGUUUUCAGCAAAUAAACAUUUAACUGGAAGUGAGCUCAUGAGGUGGAUAAUUAGUGAGGUUAAUGCUGUCUGGAAAAUAUAUAAUACAAACCUCAUAAACAAUAAAGCCUCAACACAAGAUCCAACUUCUUUGGUGUGGAAACCAUGGGAACACAUUUAUGCCCUUUGCAAAGCUGCUAAAGGGCAUAUGCCUCUGUAUAACAGUUAUGGAAAAUAUAUUGUGAAGCUUUUCUGGAUGGGAUCCUGGCGCAAAAUUGUUGUGGAUGACACUUUUCCCUUCAGUGAAGACAACAAGUUGCUUCUUCCAGCAACUACAUGUGAGACUGAGCUGUGGCCUCUGCUAUUGUCCAAAGCUAUAAUUAAGCUGGCGAGCAUUAAUACUAAUGGAUUUGCUAAAAGAGAAUUAGGAGAAUUUACUGUUCUACAUUCACUGACUGGAUGGUUACUAGAGGUUAUACCACUUGAAAACAAUUAUUUAAAUGAAGUCUGGGAUCUCUUAAAGGGAAUAGUUCCUGAAUACACGUUACCUGAUGAAGAAAAUCCUGAUGCUAAAUCUCCUACCACUGAUGACAAAUCAAAGGAAAUAAAGCCACCUGAAGUUAAAAUAGAUGGACCUGUUAUCCCAGUCAUUAUAAAGCCACCUGAGAAGUCCAACAAAGAACAAAGAGAUGCUGGAAAAAAGAAAGGAGAAAAGGAAAAAAUUAGAUCUGCUUCUCAUUCUGCACGCCCUGCUUCAGAAUUAUCAAACCCACUUCUUCAGUCAACCCAAGACUGCAGUAUGGUGCAAAUGACUCCGCAGAUGGUGGUGUAUGCUAGCUACUCACCGCUCCAACUGAGUGAACAUAAGACUUCUGUGCUGGGGCAGAUGGCAGACUCUUCAGAAAAGUUACGGCAAUAUGGUCUUUCUCAUAUUUACAACCAUCCAGUGCUUGUAACUAGAACCAGAUCCUGUCCUCUAGUUGGUUCUCCAAAGCCCCCACCUGUACCACGAUGGAAACUUAUAAGGCCAAAAAAGGAAAUUACAGUGACAGAUGAAGCAAAAGAACCCGUAGAGAAACAACCCGAGCAGUUUGUUGAAAUUAGUACCCCUUUUCUCAAUUUUCGACUUAAUUCAAUCAACGUACCUACAGAAGUAAGCAAGGUCCAGACUUCUCCAAGUAGAAGCUCUUUAGCAGCAUUUAGUCUGGCUUCUCUCAAUGAAACAGAGGAAAAUGUUGAAAGCAAUAACAUUAUCAAAAGUCUUCAGUUAUGUGCUGGAGAUGAAACUGAGGCAAGUUCCAUCAUUAAAGAUGCUACUGGAUUGAACAAAGGAACAGAUGGUGUCACAGAAAACACACCUCUAGAUAUGUGCACAUCUAUGUCUAAUCAACCAACUCAUGGUAUAGAAAAAAACCCGGAAAAUAAAGUAAUGGAAAAGAAACUGCCCCCCACACAAACAUGGAUGGAUUUUUCAGACUUCUGCAAGUGUUUCCAGACUUUAUAUGUUUUUCACAAACCAAAUACCUAUCCUUACACAUGCCGGAAAUCAGACUUCAAGACAACAGAUGAACGCGGGUUUUAUUACUUGCAUAUAGACAACUUGAAGCCUACAGAAGUUUUAGUUAGCUUUUCAGCUCUGGCACACUGGGGAGAUUCACCUUUCACAGAAGAACCUGGAUUGCAAAAAAGCCUUUUAACUGCUGAGCAGUUUUCCUGGAAAAAUGUAUGCACUGGACCAGUUGUUUUAAAAAUACAUACAUAUGUAACAAAAUCCACUAUGAUUAGUCUUCCUCCUGGGCGUCAUGUUUUACGUUUCACAGCAAGUUCCCCCUUCGGGCACCACAUACACCUCUGUAGUACAGAACCAUUUGUCUUUGGUGAUGAAGAAACAGUUAUGCCAUACCUAGAAAAGGAAAGCUGUCGCUUUAUGGAACAAGUUAAGCAUAUACUUAAAGCAGUUUGGAAAGUGUUUAAUACAUUUAGCAAUGAAAAUGAACUUUCUCAAGCCCUAAAGGAGCUGGAAUUAGCAGUUUAUCCACAGAAAAGAGGCAGUUUGCAAUUAGCCAAAGAGCAUUUCCAGAUAUUCAAAACUGCCUUGUGGCAGGUUUUCGUUGAAGCCAUGGGAAGUAAAGUUACACAGGACCUGAUAUUUGCAUUCAGAGCUCUCACCUUGGACUUUGACCUUGUUUUGACAAAAAAUACAGAUACUAAAUAUGAAAUUCCACCAUCCUGGCAAAAGAGAGAUGCUACUAGCCAAGAAGAAGCAGCUGCAAUGAAAUUACAGGCUUGCUGGAGAGGAAUAUACAUUAGAAAAUUUGGGCAGUCUAGAAAAGCAGGAACCAAAGAAAAGAGUUGUGUUCAAGAAACCCUAGAAAAAGUGAGAAAUGCGCUUGAACCAAAUGCUGAACAACAUGGUAUUUCUCUUUUGAGAUACAUGUUUAAACACAGUUCUUCUUCUUGUGAAUACUCCUGCUCUGAGGAUGAACGCUAUAGGAUAUCGUUCAGCGAUUUUACUAUAUCUUACAAUGAUCAGCCUGCUAAUUCAUGGUUUGUUUUAUCCAGAGAAGUAUUUAAUGUAUGUGAAGACAUGCUAAUAGUACCGAAGAUCUAUACCACUAUUCCAGUCUGUGUUCUUCAUGUCAUAGAUAAUGAUACACUGGAGGAAAUGCCAUGGGUUUUUAACAAAGUAGCACCUCAUAUUUAUACUAAGAACAAGAAAGGCUACACAUUUGUGGCAGAAGCUCAUUCUGGCGACUUCAGCAUAUCAUCUGGGAAGUGCAGACUUCGACUGAUUGGGGCCUGCAAACCUCUUCCUUCUCUUUCUCGUGAUGCUGUAACCAACAACUUCUCUGUAAAGGAAAUCAGAGACUAUUACCUCCCCAAUGAUAACAACAUCAUUUUCAGAUAUGCAGUGAAAACCUCAGUAGAGCACAUGGCAACCAUACAAGUUCAGACAAGUAAACCAGAUGCAUAUUUCAAGAUACAGAUUUUGGAUAAUGGUGAAGAGCUUGUCAGCGCUACUGGAAAAGGUCAAGCAGUCAUUCCUGCAGUAUGUUUUCUGCCCAAUGAAAGACCUUUGAGUGCUUUUUCAAGCAAAAGUCAGACUUUACUGAAUGGAACAAAGAAAGGAAGAGUUACUUCAGGAGGCAGUACUAAAAACAGCAAGAUGAGAACAGAAGUCAUAUCAGACCCUCAUCAGGAGGAAGGACAGAACGUAUCAGAAAAUGAAAACCCUGAGAUAAAAACAACACCGCUAGCGCGACACAAGUACAUUGUACAAGCUACAGUGCUAUAUAAAAGCUGGCCACUUACAGAGAGCCAGGCAGCAUUCAUUGAAAGUCUAAAGGAUCAGGAGAAACUGGACAUGAAAGAUAAACAUGAGGAUAUGACAGACUUUUCCAGCAGCAACGAAAGCCAAAAAUCUUUUGGAACUCCAAAAACUGCCAAAAAAGGAAAAGAAAAGGCAACAGAGAAGCCGGACAAGUCUGCUAAAGAACGAGAAAGACUUCAGUCAGCCGGUACCUCUAGACCUGAAUCCAGAGUUGCCCAGCAGCAGUUAGAGUCACAUAAGCCAUGGUGGGUUCUGCGGCUGGUCAGCGAGGGAAGUGAAGCAGAUACUGUAGAAGUAAAGAAAGAUACUGAGCGAAUUGAUGAGAUCAGAGCCAUGAAACAAGCUUGGGAACUGGCAGAACCAGGAAGAGCCAUCAAGGCGCUUCAGUCACGUCUGAGGUACAUCAAUAAUUAUACACAAAAGGUGCCAAACGGUCAGACAGAAGAUAAUAAAAGCUCACAAGAUCCACAAAUAUUGUCUGGGGAUGAUACUAUCGCAUCUAACCUGAUAAAAGAGACUCAGUCUGCUGACCCUACAGAACCUACUGUAAGCAUUGUAAUGCAACCUUUGGCCUUAACUCCCUUUAUGAGGAAAACCAGAUCUGAGCCAGAGUUAAGGGAUGAGUUUGUUAUUCAUCAACAGGCAAUGAAAAAAGCAGAGGAAAUUCAAACGUUUAGACAAUUACGGGAAGAAGUCGUAGCGCAAAGAAAGCAGGAACAAAAUGCCAGGAAUUUGCUAAAGAAAAAAGUUAUACACAUGUAUGAAGAUUUGCAGAUCUCCUUAGAUAAUGCUCGUGAGCAAAUCCUCAGUGCCCGGGAGUCAUACAGAAAUACAUUUUUGGAGGCUGAGCUGAAAAAACAAGAACAACUGACUGCUCAAGAGACGGCACCUCAGGCUGAACCAGAAAAGAGCCCGUCACAAAAAAGGAAAAGUGGCAGAAGCUCAUCAAAGAAGAAGUAAAAUGGGUGCAAGUACCAAACAUUUACUGGAAGUUUUUUGUUACAUAUAAAGGAAAUAAAGUAAUUUACAUUGA